Messenger RNA from Paramormyrops kingsleyae, 3578 nucleotides. Its product is annotated as SH2B adapter protein 2-like. Gene Ontology annotation, cellular component: plasma membrane. The record is from RefSeq and is a predicted model, not a curated record. NCBI's taxonomy places the organism in Eukaryota, Metazoa, Chordata, Actinopteri, Osteoglossiformes, Mormyridae. Gene Ontology annotation, molecular function: transmembrane receptor protein tyrosine kinase adaptor activity. Gene Ontology annotation, biological process: intracellular signal transduction; antigen receptor-mediated signaling pathway.
AACAUCCACUCUUAGUUGCCCACAUGGGGGGCGGGGGCCCGUACUAACUUCUGCAUACCACCAACUGCACAAUUCGCCGCUCUUCUGCGGUUGGGAGAGACCUCAGAGGCUUGGACAGCUCGAGUCGGGACGAGACGUUCACCCUGUCGGGAGAACAGGGCAGGACGAUUUGACAUGCUUUCACAGGCGCGCCGUGCGCUCGGCGACAGAUCAGGGCCCCCCACCCCUCGGAGGAAUGGCGCAGUCAUGAAUGGCGACGCCCGCCCCAGUAGCCCGGACCUCUCCUCCUGCCCGCUACCUGACUGGAAGGAGUUCUGUGAGCUUCAUGCUCGAGCCUCCGCCUCCGACUUCGCCGACAAGUUCCGCCGCUUCGUCGGCGAGAACCCCAGCUACGACUCGCCGGGCGCCGACACGACCUUCUCCCAGCACUUUGCCCAGCACUUCCUGGAGUGCUUCUCAGCUGAGCUGAGCCGGCCCCGCACGCCUGGCUCCCCGGGGGGGCCCCGCUACAGCAUCGUGCCCUUUGCCGGCCUCCAGAGCUGCCCGCUGCCCUACGGCCAGGACUUCUACCUGCGGCGGGACGCCGGCGCCUCCAGUGAGUCCCUGGACAGCAUGGACAGUGGCCCGGGUAGCCGCAGUCCCCGCUCGCAGCCCCUGGCGCACAAGGUGUCGGCCCUGGGCCAGUCACGCAGCUCCGAGGACGUGUCAGCAGGCCAUCCCAAGGCCCGCUUCAAAAAGGGCUUUUCCCUGCGGAACAUGAGCCUCUGUGUGGUGGACGGAGUCAAGGAGAUCUGGCAUAGGCGUUCGUCGCCAGAGCCCGACGGCGGCCGCAGGGCCAACGGCGAUGCCACGGGGGACAAGUGGAGCCAGCGCCUGCGUUUCUCCAAGGCCUCGCAGGGGCACAAGGCUGAGCAGCUGGAGAUCCAGAGGGAGGGCGCCCUACGCUACAUGGUGGCCGACGACACCAACUGCAUGGGCAGCUCGCAGUGGCAGAAGUGCCGACUGCUUCUGAGGAAGACGGGGCCCCGCACUGAGGGUGAACGCUUCCUGCUGGAGUUCUACGUUCCACCCAAGUCCUCAAAGCCCAAAGUGAGCGUACCCCUCUCCGCUAUCGUGGAGGUGAGGACCACCAUGCCUCUGGAGAUGCCAGAAAAGGACAACACCUUCGUCCUCAAGGUGGAGAAUGGUGAGGAGUACAUCCUGGAGACCAUCGACUCACUUCAGAAGCAUUCUUGGGUAGCAGAUAUUCAGGACUGCAUAGACCCUGGGGACAGUGGAGAUGACAUUGAGUUGGCAUCAUGUCCGCACGGCCAGCCUCACAGGGACUUCUCCAUGGUGUCCUCCUGCAGCUGUGAGCUCCUCUCUGAGGGAGUGCACCGGACCCCUGAGCGACCUUGUGCGGCGGCGGCUGAGCACCACAGCGCCCCCUCUGCCCGUUGCCGAGAAACACCCUUCGUAGAGCACCCUUCACAUAUCCCGUUGGACCGCUUCCUGCAGACAGUGGAGGGGGCGGGAUCAGUUUCAGGGGCCCUUGUUGAGGGGGCACAGGAACCCGAGGCUGACGGCAAUCUCAACCGCUACCCAUGGUUUCACGGGACGCUGUCGCGAGUGCGCGCUGCCCAGCUGGUCCUGGCUGGUGGCGCUCGUAGCCACGGGCUCUUUGUGAUCCGGCAGAGCGAGACGCGGCCGGGAGAGUACGUCCUCACAUUCAACUUCCAGGGCAAGGCCAAGCACCUGCGGCUGUCCGUGAACGAUAACGGUCAGUGCCACGUGCACCACCUGUGGUUCCAGACCCUGCUGGACAUGCUGCGCCACUUCCACACCCACCCCAUCCCGCUGGAGUCGGGGGGGUCGGCCGACAUCACGCUGCGCUGCUAUGUCCAGGCCCAGCGGAGUCCUGCGGAUCCUGCUGCGCCCCGCAUCCCAGCACCCCCUAGAGACCCAGGCUGUCAGAGUGACCCACACCAUUCUCCUCACUACUUCCCUGGAGCCCCACAGCCAGCGCCCCCCCCUACGGACGCACCCCCCUCUUCCUCCAGCACGUCUUCCUCGCCCACCGCCCUGCCCCCCUUCUCCCGGACUGAGCCAGGGGGAGGGGGAGGCGGAGGGGGAGGGAGUGGGUUGCGGAGCCGCAGCAACAGUUCUGAGCGCCUUCUGGAGCCCCCUAGUGGCUCUGCUGAGGACUACCAUGAAAGUGACACCACUAGGAGAGCACGGGCUGUGGAGAAUCAGUAUUCCUUCUAUUGAGGUGGCAGCCUGAGGCCUCAUUGGCUCGGCUUCCGGAAGAAUCCCGCGUAGAAGACGGGUGACAAAGACUGACGUUAUCCAAAUAUACAUUUUUUACAGCACAUAUCAGUUUAUUAAAAUAACACCCCCCCCCGCUUAAGGUUCCCUAAUGAAAUCAUUUUGUAACAGUUGGCUGAGAUACACCAGCCAAAUCCCAAUGAAAUUUAACCUCUGCUUUGGCUUUUAAAGGUCAUGGAUUCACUUCUCAGAACACUGACAGGGAAGAGGAAACGAUCCUGUAUUGACAAAUGCCCUGCUAGCACCAUUUUCACUUUCACUGUUCGAAAGACCCUCUCAGUUACAUUAACGAAUGGUCUGUUGCAUUCUUGUAUGUUUAAAAGCUGCACAAAGAUGACCAUGGAUUUUCCCCUGGUCAUUUGAGUCUCUUCCAUUAGGGUGGCCUUUAUCCUUCACAGACAGGUGUCAUUAGCUUUGGCUUUCAGUGACUCAUUAUACAGUGUAAACUAACCCGGAACGUUCCAGCACAGUAGCUAAUGGAUAAUUUUUACUAGUAUCGGUUGUCUAGUGAGUGAUGACUGACGUGACACAAUUUCACUUUAAUAAUCAGAAGUUAAUUAAUCUUAAAAUGUUUUGUUUGUUGCUGAAGUUGCUCUCAAAAUUUCUGUACUUUCGGGUUUUUUUUUUUGUUUGUUUUAAUGCAGGCCCUGUGGUUUUGGUAAUGAAUGUGUGUGUUGAUAUAGUAAGGGAUGAUUUACAUUUGAAGUAUAUUAUAGAGACCAGUUAUAAAAGACAUUUUGGUAUGGUUUAUUAUUGUUUGUUAUUGUUAUUGUUUUUGUUGAGUGUUAUUUUGUGUUUGUGCUGUGCCCUAGAGCAAAAUUCAUCAGGGUUUGGACUAGAAAACUGCUCCAGAGAGCUGCUCUUUCUGUAAUGUCUGCAGAACCUGCCUCUCUGACUGUCAUCUGUGAAUGGGCCAGUUACACACCAGACAGAAUCACUCUGCCCAGUGUCUGUGAUGUAAGCCACACAAAUCGGCCGUAGCCACGGAGAACUGCAUCACAGAUAGUUUCACUGCCUUGCAGAAAUAUUUUGGCUCUUUGUACAAUGUCCCAUUUUGUAAAAUUACAGUACAAUGUGCACACAAUUUUAAAGCUUAAAAUUUUAAAGAUUAGAUAUAGUGAUUAUUUACUUAUAAACCAUACAUGUUACUGUAAAUGGCAGCACACACUAAAGAGGAAAGCCUAAAUGUAUUAAUUUCAUAAAUGUUUAUACAUGUGAGGUGCAGAUUUGAUGGGGAAAUGUCUGGCAGUGAUUAAAGUUCUUUUUUUUUUAAA